This is a messenger RNA of Bombus huntii, 4212 nucleotides long. RefSeq names its product ubiquitin-protein ligase E3B. Gene Ontology annotation, biological process: ubiquitin-dependent protein catabolic process; protein polyubiquitination. The transcript has 16 exons. NCBI's taxonomy places the organism in Eukaryota, Metazoa, Arthropoda, Insecta, Hymenoptera, Apidae. The coding region runs from base 285 to 3485 and encodes 1066 amino acids. Gene Ontology annotation, molecular function: ubiquitin protein ligase activity; protein binding. The record is from RefSeq and is a predicted model, not a curated record.
AAAUUAAUAACAAUGGCCGUCGUAGUUGUCUGUCAUUCAGAUGUAUACCCGGAUUAUGUGAUGGUGAGAAACGUGUGGCGACUGCGAGUGGCAAUCGCUGCCGAUCGGUCAGAGUGAUUAUAACGCGAAUGAAAUCAACGUGACGUGUAAUGCUGUAAAGGAUGAUUUUCUAGUGGGUGGUUGUAAUCGCAGUGUCAACUAGAGUGACCACACGGAUGACCAGCUGACAAUGUUUUGUCAUUAGCAUAAUUUAGUGUUUAGCGGGUGGUCCGGGUAAAUCAAGAAUGUUUAAAGCUGAGGAACCAUCCAGAGACAGCUUCCUUCAGCAAAUGAAGGCCGCUAGGGAAGAAAGGGCCCAUGAGAAAGACAGAGAAGCUGCUGUCAUUUUAAUUCAGGCUUAUGUUAGGGGAUGGUUGACCCGUAAAAGAAUAUUGGAAGAGUUUGAUACGAAUUUUCUGAAUGAUGGUGGCACAGAAACAAAUAUAAAGUUAAAACCUGCUUUGGACGUGUAUAAGAUUAUUUUUAAAUUUUUGUAUAUAUAUAAGAAAGAAAAGGUUCAAGAAAGAAUAGAAAAGCUAUGUAGAUAUUUAGUGUUGACUCUAGAUUCUGAGUCUCCAGAAAUUUCUUAUGUAGGACUUGUAUUAAGCAAAGAUCGCUAUAUAUCAUGGAUAUCACAGAUGAAAACAAUAUUAUUUUAUUGUUUGACUGGUUUAGAUAAUCUUAAACCAGAAAGAGUGUCUGACCAUAAAUCCAUCCAUUUGAGAUUACAUACAUUAGUUAGUUUUACAUCACCAGGAACAUGGGCAAUUCAGAAAGUAGAAGGAAUGGAAAAACUCAAAGCUGGUAUGAAUCAGCUUUGUGCAAACAUAAUGGGCCACCUAGUCAACAAGGGGUUUUAUCCCAUUAUGCAAGCAUUUCUAGUAAAAGGAUUGGGUAGAGUGGAAAUUGCUUUAAAACCAAUUGCACUUUCAGCAGCAGUUACAUUAGCACUGAGACCAUUAAUCUCCUCUCAGAUGUCAGAUAAAUUGGUUUCAUUGUUUUUAAUUAAUAUUUUUAGCGUACCUGCAUUGGUCUAUCAUCUGAAUAGUAUAUCAUCAGUAUGUAUUACAUCAUUUAUUACAAACAAUUUAUUUGCAAGGAGCCUGGAAUUAUUGAACUCGGAGCAAAAUUUACGAAUAGUAUUUAAUGCUCUGGAAGGUAGUUAUGCACUGUGUUUGUUGGCUAAUUUAAUACAGUUAGCUAAUAUUGAAAGAGAUGAAGUGUUAAAAGAAUUGUACUUUCCAUCUUUUACGUUUGUUGUAACAAAAAUGUUGGAGGCAUGUCAGCAAUAUGUAGUUGCAAAACAAAGUAAUUUAACUCACUGGCAUCCUAUUCUUGGUUGGCUUGCACAAAAGGUUGAUACAUAUUUACAAGAACCUAUUCCAUAUGUUAAAUCACAAUUAGCCUGUUUGUGGACAGGAAGAAUAGUUUCACAGUUGAUUGGCCAACCUUUAACAGAACUUAUUGAAAAAGAGAUACCCCCAUCAGUAGAACAACAGAGUACAUCUGUUGGUACCAACAUUUUCAGAAGAGCAUUUUUGGAAGCACGUACAAAUAGGAAUAAUAACACUAAAAAUUAUAGGAAAUUGGGAAGUGCAGAAACUACUAGAAUAGCUUUAAUUUGUUCCCUUUAUCAAAUUGCUUUACAUACACUUACACAAAUGAAAAUGGAAAUAUUGACUGGUUUAUGUUAUCAAGAUAAAAUUUUAUACCAUAUGUAUUUAUUCUUGGGAACACUGGGUCCACAUUGUGGUUUAAAAGCAUUUUUGGACCAUUUAGCUGCUAAUACAAAAUGUACAGCACCUGAAUUUCAAAUGUUGAUAUUAUUUUCUGAUUGUAUGACACAUUAUGUUACAAUUUUAGAUGAUAUGGAAAUGUAUGAACAACAAGACCCGUUCAAACUUAGCGAUUUUGUAACAAUAUCAUACUUUUUAAACCAAUUUCUGUAUAAGGCAGUGCUUAAUAAUUUGUUUGAUGUUCCAGAUGUGAAAUCAGUUCCUAAUAAUCCCCUCUUCACCUCUCUUCACACACUUUUAAUGGCAAUUUACCGCCGGGAUUGUAGACGGACCUUUUGCCCGGAAGGCCACUGGUUGGCAAAGUUAAUUCGAGUGUCUGGUUUUCUAGCAGACCUGGAGAAAGGCAGGCGAGGUGCCGCUCUUCUCCUUUCUAAAAUGCCGCAUGUUAUUCCUCAUUCGGAGCGUGUUGUGCUGUUUCGUAAGCAUGUCGCUAACGAAAAAGCAGUUUUAGGUCUAACCGAAAGUGCUUGCAAUAGUACUCCAACAACGCUUAUUGUUGUUCACAGAACUCGUAUAGUGGAGGACGGAUAUCGUCAAUUAGCGAUGUUACCCUCUCAAGCACUUAAAGGCGUAAUUAGAGUUCGUUUUGUAAACGAGCAAGGUUUAGCUGAAGCUGGUAUUGACCAAGAUGGAGUCUUUAAAGAAUUUUUAGAGGAGACAAUAAAAAAAGUUUUUGACCCAUCUUUAAAUUUAUUUAAAGUCACUAGUGAAAAUCGACUUUAUCCAUCUCCAACAUCAUCUAUGCAAGAUAAUCAUUUGCAACUCUUUGAAUUUGUUGGUCGUAUGCUGGGUAAAGCGGUGUACGAGGGCAUUGUAGUAGACGUACCUUUUGCAUCUUUCUUCGUUUCCCAAUUUUCUGGGCAAACAGGAGGAGCAUUGUACAGUUGGCUGGACGAAUUGGCUUCUUUAGAUCGAGACUUAUAUCGGAGUCUUACUCUUGUGAAGCAUUAUAAAGGUGAUGUUAGACAGUUAGAAUUAACUUUCUCUCUUGAUGAAGACGUUUUAGGCAAAUUAGUUACGCACGAAUUGGUUCCCGGAGGACGAGCAGUGCCGGUCACUAAUGAAAAUAAAAUCAAUUAUAUACACUUAAUGGCCCAUUUUAGAAUGCACAUGCAAAUAAAAGAUCAAACAGCGGCUUUUAUCAAAGGGUUCCGUUCUAUAAUCAAUCCUGAAUGGUUGGCAUUGUUUUCCACUCCAGAAUUACAGAGAUUAAUUUCGGGUGAUAAUGUUCCACUAGAUUUACGAGAUUUACGAAGACAUACACAAUAUUAUGGUGGUUUUCACGAUAGUCAUCGUGUGGUGUGCUGGUUAUGGGAUAUUCUAGAAAAAGAUUUUUCUGAGGAAGAAAGAGGCUUAUUUUUGAAGUUUGUCACAAGUUGUUCGAAAUCACCAUUAUUGGGUUUCGCACACUUAGAACCACCAUUUUCGAUUCGUUGCGUUGAAGUUGGCGAUGACGAGGAUACCGGUGACACAAUCGGUAGCGUAAUAAGAGGAUUUUUUACGAUUCGUAAGAAAGAUCCGCAGAAUCGUCUACCUACAUCGUCUACUUGCUUUAAUCUUCUUAAAUUACCAAAUUAUCAAAAGAAAAGUACCUUACGGGAGAAGUUACGUUACGCUGUCACUAGUAAUACGGGCUUCGAACUUUCAUAAUUUUCACCUGGUUUAAGGUAAUUCCAAUGCAUACUAUAUGCUCAAAUUACCUAACGAAAAUUUCUACGAAGUGAUUGAGUGGUGCCUAACCGCCGCGAACCAAAUUGUCAGGCGAGGUGUUUCUAGUAAUUAUGUCAGAGACUCUAGAUCGAAGAAAAGCAUAACUCUCAUUUAUAUUAUUUGUAAAACAAAAUUUUUAAAUGAAUUUAUUGAAACGAAAUUGAAGACUCGCACAAAUUUUAUGAGAUAUUAUCCAUAUAAAGAAACAAAGUUUUUGCUUUCCUUAUCAUUUUGUUAUUUCUUUUUUUUUAUAGUAAGAAAUUUCUAAUGUUCCUAUCGAUCAAUUUGACACGAGAUUAAUUUAUAGUUAUAAUAAAAAAUGAAUUACCUUCUUGCUGUUUCUGAAAUUUUUAUGAGAUUUAUGUCUUCUGUCUUAUUUCGUAUACAAUCGUACUGUGUGUUGAAUUUACCUUGUUUUCACAGCACAUAUUCAAGUUUUGAAGUUUCAUUCUAUAAAACUUCUCGCCAAAUGGUAGAUUACUUAUGGUGUAAAGCACACUGUACCUCAUGAGCUUAAUAUUGCUAAUACUGUGCGCUUGUUAGUUUAUAGUAUCGUGAAUUAAUGUUAGUCUAUUAAAUCGAUAAAAUGCAUGACGCGAGUGUUGAAUCCGAGCCCAUCGGUGCCCGGUGAAUAAAUAAAGAGGAGAAAAAAGAAGAAAAAAAAAAA